Molecule: messenger RNA, 1616 nt
Organism: Cuscuta europaea
Lineage: Eukaryota; Viridiplantae; Streptophyta; Magnoliopsida; Solanales; Convolvulaceae
Source: the annotation of a GenBank genome assembly
UUUUUAACAUACUUCUGCUAGUAAUAUUCAAUCUACAUUUGAGUAAUUCUCUACAGUUACUAUAAUUGUAAACAACCUCUUGACGUCCACAGUUCCUCAAGCUUUCCGUUGAGGUGCGGCCAGGCUAUUAGAAAAUUCAUCAGAUAAUCAGCAUUAAUGAAUAGGAAAAUGGAGUUUUCCCAGUGGUGAGUGACAAAUGUCCUUCUUUGAGAAGUUCUGCUCCAAAGAUAAGUAGGAUCUACAAGUGAAAAGGCAAGUUAAUGUAUCACUAUCCUCUUUUAUUUUCGAGCUGAUAAAAGAAUAGUCGAACACGUUGGCAUAAUUGAUAUGCCUUCGAUGAGAAAGUUGGAAAAGAUUGGACCGUCUACUGUUGAACCUUUUUUAGACAUUGCAAUCGAUGGUGGAGGUAAAAGUAAGGAAAAUACUGAUUUGGCAGAAAUAAGGAGAGGCCUGAAGAGGAAGAAACAAAAGGGAGAAGUAUUUUAUUACUAAAGAGUGGACUAAGGAGCAAGAGCUGGCAUUACAAAGAGCUUAUUAUUCUGCUAAAGCAACUCCUCAUUUCUGGAAGAAAGUCUCAAAGAUGGUGCCUGGGAAGUCAGCACAAGAGUGCUUUGACAGGAUACAUUCAGAUCACAUGACCCCACCCCAACCCCGCCAACGUUCAAGGGUUAACCAGGCAAUGCCGUUUUUAUCUCCUCUCUGUUCAAGCAAAUUGCUUGACCCGAUGAAUCCAAAACCAAAGAAACGCAUUUCAAAUAAAGCAGUGAGAGAGAUGCUGAAUAAACAACGCAAGGUGGAGAGGGAUACUAUGGAGAAGGACCUCUUCACUUUACUUGAGGAGGAGUCAACCACAGCAAAAACUCCUGAUGUUUUUCCGAGCGGCGACAGUUUUUACGUACUUACCCCCGAGUUGAAGUCAGAUCACCGAAGUAACUUUUCGCAACUAAGUAACCUGGAGGCAACCACUCUCUUUAGUCCUCCUGUUCUAAAGCCAAUCAAGAACAAAGCAUUGCAUGACCGAUACAUUGAUCAGUUGCUUUUCAGGGAGGCUAAGAGGAAGGCUGCGUUUUUAAGAAAGUCAAAGCGUUCACUAGGAAAGGGUGAAGAAGAACACCAAAAGGUGGAAGCGACAACAAUUCAAGCCGCAAAGAAUGCUCUCAUCUUUAAUGCAAGAGAUGCUAUCAAACAAUUUCAGAGUUUUCAAACAAAUCAGUUCCAAAAUGUCUUUAGUGAUGGGGAAGAUGGCGAUGGAGAUGAUUUUGGUUACAAUGAUGAUGAUGGCGAGUGAGUCUUGGAUGUAUACUGUUUUUUAUUUUUAAUGAUUUUGUUUUGAUUCUCUGGUGUUACUAGUUUGGCAUAAUUAUUCUCCUUUGAUAAUAAAUUAAUACGAUAGUAAUAGUUUAUAAAAUGCGAGUCAUAGGGAAAAGCCCACCGGAAUGCCAGCACAAGUGCAUGAUGACUCAACCAUGAAACUUACUAUAGCCUGUAUAUGUGUGUUAAGUGUAUUUUACUUGUGUGUGUGUGUGUGUGUGUGUGUGUGUGUAUAUGCUAAUAUGCCACAGCCAAUUAUGUUUGUUAUAGUAAGCAUAUGUUAAGAAUUACAAGCUUCUCCCUAU